Molecule: messenger RNA, 698 nt
Organism: Haliotis rubra (blacklip abalone)
Lineage: Eukaryota; Metazoa; Mollusca; Gastropoda; Lepetellida; Haliotidae
Product: histone H2A-like
Exons: 2
Coding region: 124-531 (135 amino acids)
Cellular component (GO): nucleosome
Molecular function (GO): protein heterodimerization activity; DNA binding; structural constituent of chromatin
Source: RefSeq, a predicted model, not a curated record
CUUCUCGCAAACGCAACAUUGUUCAGUGCACGUGAUUUGUCAUGUGACAGAGCGCGGGAAGUGCACGAGUGAAAUCAGCCAUUGCUGGGAUGAACUGGGAGGCUGACAACAUCAGCUAAAAGCAUGUCUGGACGCGGUAAAGGCGGCAAGAUCAAAGCCAGCAAGUCCAAGAGUAGAUCUACCCGUGCCGGACUCCAAUUCCCCGUGGGACGACUUCAUCGGCUACUCAGGAAGGGGAACUAUGCAGAACGAAUAGGCGCAGGUGCUCCUGUAUACAUGGCGGCUGUGCUAGAAUACCUAGCGGCAGAGGUUCUAGAACUGGCGGGAAAUGCCGCGAGGGAUAACAAGAAGGCUAGGAUCGUCCCUCGUCACAUACAGCUGGCGAUCAGAAACGAUGACGAACUAAACAAACUCUUGAGUGGAGUCACGAUAUCCGAGGGCGGCGUUCUCCCCAAUAUUCAACAGGCAUUGCUUCCGAAGAAGUCCAGCAAAGCAAGUGCCGCGGCGUCCUCCCAGUCCCAAGAGUUCUGAACUGUAUGUUUGUGGUUAGCUCCCUUGUGGGCCGAAGUUGUCUCCCUUGUGGACCUAAGUUGUCUCCCUUGUGGACCUAAGUGUGGACCUAAGUUGUCUCCCUUGUGGACCUAAGUUGUCUCCCUUGUGGACCUAAGUUGUCUCCCUUGUGGACCUAAGUUGUCUCC